Messenger RNA from Musa acuminata AAA Group (dessert banana), 860 nucleotides. RefSeq names its product FLUCTUATING-LIGHT-ACCLIMATION protein 1, chloroplastic-like. Bases 86 to 631 code for a protein of 181 amino acids. The record is from RefSeq and is a predicted model, not a curated record. NCBI's taxonomy places the organism in Eukaryota, Viridiplantae, Streptophyta, Magnoliopsida, Zingiberales, Musaceae. The transcript has 3 exons.
CAAUAUCAAGCCAUUGUUCUCAGAGCUGUGACAUACGAACAGAUUGCCACCAGGCAAGAAAGAAACAGUUCCUCCAUCAAACACCAUGGCCUUAGCCUCCUCUCAGCUCAGCUUUCUCACUGGAAGGCCACUCCCCCCUGUCCCCAAGCACAACAAGAAGCCACACCUGAUCCCACUGAAGCCAUGCAGGUCCUCCAUGGACAAGGGCUCAUCAAGUGAGAGAAGUGAGAUGAAGUUGGCCCAACUGGCGAUGGUCGCAGUAGCAGCGGGGGUGCUGACGCUUGGAUCUGUCGAACCGGCGGUGGCCGCGAAGUCCGGUGGCAGAAUUGGUGGUCAGGCCUUCCGGUCAGCAGCUCCCAGGGUCUCCGGCCCCCGGAUUAACAACUCAAGGACAAACAUCUACAUUAAUCCCCUGGUAGCUCCACCUCUUGUUGGCGGAUAUGGAUAUGGUGUGCCAUUCUAUGGUGGAUGGGGCUGGUCACCUUUCACAUUCUUCGCCCCAGGGCCAAGCGUUGCAGUAGGCAUUGGUGGUGGUUUCGACGUCUUCAUUACAUUUCUAGUGCUUGGUGCUGUUGCAGCGGUAAUCAGAAGACUUUUCGGGCGGAGAGAUGUUGACGAAGAUGAUUACUGAUGAUUCUCUCAAGUUGUACAACUGAAGUAUUUGCUGCGAGCCCAAAAAAAAAAAACCUUCUUUCUGAACUCAUGAUCAUAACUUUUUGAAUAUAUUGUAUUAUAGGAGACUUGAAUAGUGAUCCUAUCAUUUUUAUCUUCAUGUAAAGAUAAUAUGUUUCUGCAUUACUAAUAUCUGUAUCUAAGCAAGAUGUAAAGACUUGAGGUUAACUACUCCUUACAUUGGAACA